Messenger RNA from Camellia sinensis, 915 nucleotides. The record is from RefSeq and is a predicted model, not a curated record. NCBI's taxonomy places the organism in Eukaryota, Viridiplantae, Streptophyta, Magnoliopsida, Ericales, Theaceae.
AUGAACCAUAAAAGCUUGGGACAUGUACUACAUAAAUCUUGUCAAAGCCUGUUGAAGCUGAAGCAAAUCCAUGGCCAAUCCAUCAUACUCGGCAUCUACAAUCACCACCAACACUUCACCUGCAAAUUGCUCAACUCCUACUUAAAACUAGGCCAACCACUCCUAGCCCACACUGUCUUCUCUCACAUUCAAAAUCCAGACGUUGUGUCCUUGACUUGCCUCAUCUCCAUCUACCUCCACCUUCAACUUCCCACCAAUGCCUUCUCUGUCUUCUCCCAUUUGGUCCUCUCUGGUCUCAAACCUGAUGGCUUUUCCAUGGUCGCUGCUCUCUCCGCUUGUGGCCGUAUGGGAGACCUCAACAGUGGCAAGAUAGUUCAUGCCAUGGCCUUCAGGUUUGAAUUCUGGGGUGGGUCUGAACCACCCAUUUUGGGUAAUGCCCUGAUCGACAUGUACAGCCGAAACAAGCGAAUUCAAUCAGCUCAAACGGUGUUUGAAGCAAUGGAAAUCAAAGAUGUUGCUUCUUGGACCAGCCUGCUUAGUGGUUAUGUCAAGUGCAACGAUCUUGAACAUGCUCGCCACUUGUUUGAUAUAAUGCCGCAUAGGAAUGUUAUUUCUUGGACUGCUAUGAUUGUGGGCUACGUCAAUGGGGACUCCCCAAUUCGGGCACUGGAAUUGUUUCGGGAGAUGAUGAGAGCAGAUGGCGAAGAAGAUUACCCAACUGCUGUUACAAUUGUUGCUGUCCUCUCGGGUUGUGCUGAUAUUGGAGCUUUUGAUCUUGGCAUGUCAAUACAUGGUUACGUGAACAAAACCAAUCUGAUUGUGGAUGUGGUGGUGAAUAAUGCUCUUGUAGAUUUGUAUUCCAAGAGUGGAAGCCUUGAUUUGGCAGUCGAUACGUGGCAUCCUCUUAUCCAUUGA